Diaporthe amygdali is the source of this 636-nucleotide messenger RNA. RefSeq lists its product as uncharacterized. Lineage: Eukaryota; Fungi; Ascomycota; Sordariomycetes; Diaporthales; Diaporthaceae. Bases 1 to 636 code for a protein of 211 amino acids. The record is from RefSeq and is a predicted model, not a curated record. The transcript is spliced from 5 exons.
AUGCAUUCCAAGUUCCUCAUUUCCUGCCUGUUCGCUUUACCCUGCGCCAGCGCAAUCCUCAACUAUUGCAUCCCUGGCAUCAACGUCACUCUCGGCGACAAGUGUAUCCUGGAAGGCAACGAGUAUUGCAAUCACGACUGCUCCAGCGCCAUCGCUUGUACCAGCGGGGCGUACCAGCUAAUGAAAACCUGCGAGCGCAACAGCUGCAACUGGGAUGAGGAUAACGGGUCGGCCUCCUGCAGGUUUAAGCCUCCCGAGCCUCGCAUGCCCGACCAUACUCCGGAGCCAGCAUUAGCCGGCAUCUUCGAGUCGACCUCGGAAUGUCUCCCGACCUUCAGGAUCGGCGCGUCUUGCGACAACAAACCGGGAGCAGAGGGCCAGAUGAGAUGUGAUGAGACUUGCACCAGUGUCGGCAUCUGCCACGAUGGCAUCUUCCAGAUCAACAGCCCCUGCGCCCCGGGACGCUACCAGCACUGGAGCGACAACGAUGCUAGGAGUCAUCCGAGCGAGCUGAGUCAGUCACCAACGUUUAGCAUGGAAGGCGUCGCCGAUUCUAUGCUCUUCGAGACCAGUGUCUACUUCGGCAUCAACCGGAGGAUUCCGAGAGGCAAGGCAAUGCGAGGCUGCAUGUCGUGA